Molecule: messenger RNA, 2480 nt
Organism: Leptopilina heterotoma
Lineage: Eukaryota; Metazoa; Arthropoda; Insecta; Hymenoptera; Figitidae
Gene: HnRNP-K
Product: heterogeneous nuclear ribonucleoprotein K
Exons: 15
Coding region: 565-1878 (437 amino acids)
Biological process (GO): regulation of mRNA splicing, via spliceosome; regulation of transcription by RNA polymerase II
Cellular component (GO): nucleus; cytoplasm
Molecular function (GO): mRNA binding
Source: RefSeq, a predicted model, not a curated record
GUGCUAUUCACUGUCAUGGCGACGUUAGAAGUAGAAAGAGUGUAGCUCGUUGGGAACGUUUGUAAUCUUUUAAUACCACGUAAAUCCUCGAUUCAUUAUUAAUAAUUAUUGUCCCAUUCGUGCUGAACGUUAUACAGAGGCAGUUCAUUAAUUUUUGAACGCAAGUGGAGCGCGGACUGUGAUUGCAGCUUAACGCGUUAGGCAAAAACUUCCAAUAAUUGCCUUCCCAACGCUGGGCUUCACCAAGGUUAGUGCAUUGCUCUGAAGAUGUCGGUAUAGUGAUUAUCAUUGCGGGAAAUCAAGAACUGCAACUAGCGUCACUCAACAGCAUUCUAGGAGUUCGUAGUGCGCCAUUGUGCUGUGGUUUCUAUAAAAUCAAGUUGCAUAUUUUUGAGUUGCAAUUCAUCCAUUAAAACAGUCCUGUGCAUCAAUAAAUUCGAGAAAGAAAGAGAAUUUUCGCUAAAGGAGGCUUUUCUUCUUUUAAAACUAAAACCGAUCAGUGUGGAUAUCAUACCACCAGUUCAUCUCAGAAGCUAGAGGAAUUCGAGCAACAUUAACGCAAUAAUGAAGAGAGAGGCUGAUGCCGGAGGUAUGGCAGGUAGCGGUGGACCAAUUAGUCCCCAUAAACGCUACAGACAAGGAGAUGAUGAACUUCGUUUGCUCAUCCCCAGUAAGGUUGCAGGUUCAAUAAUUGGAAAAGGAGGACAAAAUAUCACAAAACUUCGAAGCCAGUACAAAGCCUCAAUCACUGUACCCGAUUGCCCCGGACCCGAACGGGUAUUAACUAUCAGCUCAGAUCUGGAGACUGUACUUCAGGUUUUAAAUGAAAUCGUGCCCAAUCUGGAAGAGAAUGGAUCCAGACAUGGAAAUGACGAGAUCGACGUACGAAUGUUGGUUCAUCAAAGUCAAGCAGGAUGCGUCAUUGGAAAAGGCGGACUUAAAAUUAAGGAGCUUCGCGAGAAAACUGGAGCAAGAAUUAAAAUCUAUUCCAACUGUUGUCCACAUAGUACAGACCGGCUGAUAAGCAUUUGCGGUAAAGCUGACACAUGCAUGGACUGCAUUCGUGAACUGAUUGCCACAAUUAAGACUUCUCCACUGAAAGGUGUUAACAAUCCGUACGAUCCGCAUAAUUAUGACGACUUCUACGCGGACGAAUAUGGCGGUUACGGAAAUCCUGAUGGAAAUCAAGGCGGUAAAUCGGGUGGAUUUGGAGGAGGAAUGGGCCGCGGAGGUGGCGGCGGCGGUGGUGGAGGCGGAGGUGGCGGAAUGGGACAGCGAAGAGAUGGACGUGGCGGCGGCGGCGGUAUGCCGGACAUGAAUCGAGGCUUCCCACCGUCCCGCGGUGGACCACGUGGUGGCGGAAUGUCCGGACCACCUGAGCGUAAUUAUGGUGGCAAUUCGCGCGGCGGCGGUGGCAGUGGAGGCGGUGGAAACUACGAAGGAGGCCGAGGUGGAUACAACGGAAACAGAGGUGGACCACCAUAUGGCGGCGGCGGAAACUUUAAUGGCAAACCCAGUAAGGAUAGGCAAAAUAAUGGAUGGGGUGGAAUGCAAGGCGGAGGUUCAAAUGGCAUGGGAGGAAAUUCCGGAAUGGGAGGACCCAUGGGCGGAAAUCAAGGCAACCAAGGAAACAUGUCCGGCGGAAACAAAACCAGUACACAAGUUACUAUUCCCAAAGAAUUGGCAGGAGCCAUUAUUGGUAAAGGAGGAGCCAGAAUUCGUAAAAUCAGAUCGGACAGUGGUGCCGCCAUCACCAUUGACGAACCUUUGCCAGGAAGUAAUGAUCGCAUUAUCACCAUUACUGGAUUACCGAACCAAAUACAAAUGGCUCAGUAUCUUCUUCAGCAAAGUGUACACGAGAACGCUGAGAACUACUAAAAAGGAGACGAAUGGUCUGGCAUGCGGGAGCCAAAGACGCGUUUGUAAAACAUUUUUUAACAAGAUUUAAUUUCAUAUUCGACAUUAAAGAAAGAGAAAAAAAAACAAAAAAGUAAAGAAACAAGAAGAUUAACAAUAAGACGAUGAAAGGCAUAUCUGUGUGCAUUUUUUGUACACAUUUGUGUACAUGGAAUUAGAUGUGCAAAAAGAAAAAAAUCUUUUUGGUUUUUUUUUGACAUUAAAAGAAAAAAAAACAUUAUUAUGUUUAUUGUUAACAAUCAAACGAUACUGACGAUCGAAAAAUUAUUUUUUUUUUUUUUGGAAAAAAAGAUACAAUGUCAGUAGCAUUGUAAUUUAUAUAAAGAAAUUACUGACUUAUCUUUUUUUUUUUUUUUUGACGUAUCGGAUAUGACUGAUAUCGUGGGAAAUCUUAUAUAUAUAUAUGAUUAGUUUAGAUUAUUGUUCACUUUUUAUUGUCUGUCACCAUGUUUUGAUUAUGAAAAAAAUCCAAGAAUAAUUUUAAUUGUCACAUGAUGAACACAUUUUUUUUCUUUAUAUACAUUUUUUAAGAAGAAGAAAAUUAAACGUUUCCUUAAAGAACA